CUUUUCUCUCUCUUUCGUCUCUUCCCUCCCCUCUCCCCCUUUCCCGCUCCACUCUGCUCCUCUCCCCCUCCGCCUUUUGUUUUCGCAGAUAGUCGGCACACAAAGCUGGUCCCAGAUUUGAGCGACGGCGAGACACCCUGAUGUGUGAGCCUGGGGCGCGCCAUGGAUCUGACUAAGAUGGGGCUGAUCCAGCUGCAGAACCCCUGCCACCCCACCGGGCUGCUGCACAAAGCCAACCAGAUGCGCCUGGCGGGGACGCUGUGCGACGUGGUCAUCAUGGUGGACAGCCAGGAGUUCCAUGCGCACCGGACCGUGCUGGCCUGCACCAGCAAGAUGUUUGAGAUCCUCUUCCACCGCAACAGCCAGCACUACACCCUGGACUUCCUCUCGCCAAAGACAUUCCAGCAGAUCCUGGAGUACGCGUACACCGCCACCCUACAAGCCAAGGUCGAGGACCUGGAUGACCUGCUCUAUGCUGCUGAGAUCCUGGAAAUAGAGUACCUGGAGGAGCAGUGCCUGAAGAUCCUGGAGACUAUACAGGCUUCUGAGGACAAUGACACCGAGGUCGCCAUGGCUGAUGGAGGUGCCGCCACCACCACUGAGGAGGAGGAGGAGAGGAAGUCAAGGUACAUCAAGGGCCUCUUCAUCUCCAAGCCCACUGGUGAGGAGGGUGGCUAUGCUGGCAUGGCCAGCCAGAGUCUGCCAGCAGCCACAGUGGAGCAGAGCCCCUCUGCCUCCGCAUCCUACUGCUCCCUCUCUUCCAUGAGCCCCACCAAGGCGGCGGUGGACAGCUUGAUGACCAUCGGGCAGUCACUGCUGCAGGGUGCCCUGCCACCCAGUGUCCCCGAGGACUCACGCUCUGCCACCACCCGCCGCCCGUCCAGCCUCGCUGAAGUCAAAACUGAAGCUAUGCAGGUGGAUGAGGCCUCCAGUCAUGACAGUCCCCGGACAGCCGAGCCCGGUGCCUCCAGUGGGGAGAAGCCUGACGAGAAGGGCAAGGAAGGACCUGGCACCCCGACCCGCAGCAGUGUCAUCACCAGUGCCCGUGAACUGCACUACACCCGUGAGGAGGGUGCAGAGCCACCCCCUGAUCCCGGCCAGGGGCUGCCGCUGGGGCCGGAGCCGUCCGCCGCUGCCCCGGGAGAGAAGCCCUUGGGCAUCUACUCAUUGCUGCCGAACCACAAGACUGAGCCGGUGCUCGGCGUGCCGCCCACGGUGGCAUCUGCCCUGCACGUGCAGCCGGCCCUGGCUGUCUCCAUGGACUUCAGCGCCUAUGGCGGGCUGCUGCCCCAGGGCUUCAUCCAGCGGGAGCUGUUCAGCAAGCUGGGGGAGCUGGCAGCCGGCAUGAAGACAGAGAGCAGAGCCCUGGGUGAGCAGUGCAGCGUGUGUGGGGCAGAGCUACCGGACAACGAGACCCUCGAGCAGCACAGGAAGCUGCACAGUGGGAUGAAGACAUACGGAUGUGAGCUGUGCGGGAAGCGGUUCCUGGACAGCUUGCGGCUGCGAAUGCACUUACUGGCUCACUCAGCGGGUGCCAAAGCCCUGGUCUGCGAUCAGUGCGGUGCCCAGUUCUCGAAGGAAGAUGCCCUGGAGACGCACCGGCAGACACACACCGGUACAGACAUGGCCGUUUUCUGCCUGCUGUGCGGCAAGCGGUUUCAGACGCAGAGCGCCCUGCAGCAGCACAUGGAGGUGCACGCCGGGGUGCGCAGCUACAUCUGCAGCGAGUGCAACCGCACCUUCCCCAGCCACACCGCACUCAAGAGACACCUGCGCUCCCACACAGGCGACCACCCCUACGAGUGUGAGUUCUGCGGCAGCUGCUUCCGGGACGAGAGCACACUGAAGGGCCACAAGCGCAUCCACACCGGUGAGAAACCCUAUGAGUGCAACGGCUGUGGGAAGAAGUUCAGCCUCAAGCACCAGCUGGAGACCCACUACCGAGUCCACACAGGCGAGAAGCCCUUCGAGUGCAAGCUGUGCCACCAGCGCUCCCGGGACUACUCGGCCAUGAUCAAACACCUUCGGACCCACAAUGGCGCUUCCCCCUACCAGUGCACCAUCUGCCUGGAGUACUGCCCCAGCCUCUCCGCCAUGCAGAAGCACAUGAAGGGCCACAAACCAGAGGAGAUCCCCACCGACUGGCGGAUAGAGAAGACCUAUCUCUACCUCUGCUACGUCUAAGGGAGGAGGCAGAGGGGCAGCAGGGCCAAGUGGCAGAUGACUGGGCAAAAAAAUCCCACCAAACCCGCAGCAUCCAUGGCCUUGUUUGUUUUCAGUUCUCAUUCGUUUCUUCUCGCCGGAAGGAUCCUGCAGCUCAUGCCGGAGCAGGGGGUGCACCGGCCCCUUCCCCAGCCCCAUCCACACUGCUGUCCCAGCUGCUCAUGCACCUGCUGCCCUUUCACCCUUGCUGCAGGGGAGAUUUCACCCUUUGCAGCCCCCAGCCAGGCCCUCUGGCCCUUGGCAUUGGCCACUGGUGUUGCUGGGAAGACCAUGUAGGAAAGAGGCGCUUCCCUGAAAGUGUGCAUACAGCUAGUGCUCUGGGAAGGCUUUAAUUCCUGGUGUCCUCUGUCACUGUGUAGACCCGGCCAUGGAUGCCCUGCAGAGGACCCGAGCUCCCAUGUGGGGCUUGGGCCCUAUUCUGACAGGUUCUCAUGCUCCCAGGCUGCAUCUUCACAGGCAGGAGAGGACAGUGCCCUGUGAGCCACAAGUGCUUUGCCAAGAGCAUCCUGAGGAGAUCCUGGCCAGAGGAGGUGUUUGGGACAGGGAGCCAACUGUGAGCCAGGCUGCCUUGAGGUGUUGCCUGUUGUCCAGCUGGGCUCAGGGGGCACAGGAGGCUGCUGCUCUCCCCAUGACCAAAGACCUCUCUAUGCAUUUCUCCCUCCUUCCCUGCCUUCCUGAGGCAAGGGUGAAGCCCCCCGUGGGGAGAUGCAGUUGGUUUGGUGAUGUGCAGUCAGUGCCAGCGUUGGAGCUGUUAGCGUGUGGCAUCACUCUGAAUGCAGGGAUCCUCUUUACUUCUGCUGAUUUGGGGCACCUGCAAGGUGCCAAUGUGGGUUUUUUUGCCCAGCCCUCAGCCGCAGGAGCCCACAAGUAAGGGGUGCCCAGUGGCAGGCGGCUUUGCUCGCCGCUUUUUUUGCUUUUUGUUUGGGUUUUUUUGAACUUUCUUUUGGAAUAUUUCCGCGUUUAGCACAUUUUACUUGAAAUUACCUCGUUUUUUUGUGACCUCAUGAGCUUUUAUUGAUUUGGGAGGGACAGGGGGUGGCAUGGCUGGGGUGCAUCAGCCACGUGCCCAGCAUUGGUGGUGGAGAGGUGGUGGGACAGUGGUGUCCCUGCCAGCCUCCUGUUGUGCAUUAUCCUUACCAAAACUGGUAUUUUUUGCCUGGCCCCAUGGGGCUGGGGGUGUUUGUUCUGAAGCUACCUCUUGUGUUUGUUUUUGUUGUGUUUCUCCUGCGCAGCCACGGGUUUGGUGGUUCCAUCCCGUGGCUCUUUUUUUGUCAUUUUGCUGCGUUUGGGUGAAAAGGGGGGAAAAGGGGCUGGGGAGUUGGGGGGAGAACAGUGUCUGGAUACAGUUUGGAGGGACACUGAUGGCCCCUCUGGGUUUGGGGUGCUCUUCCCACCUCUCCUGGUGCCAAGCAGGGAUACGGCUGUGGGAGCAGCAUCCUCCCUCGCGCCCCAGUCCGGCUUUGCACGUGUGUGUGCCUCUGCGCAUGGGAGCGUUGCUGCUCUGCGCAGGGUGGACACCGCUGCUGUACAAUCUGGGAUGUGACUGUGGAGAACGGCUUGUUUAAUUGUUGUGCCUAAGAAAAAAA
Cyanistes caeruleus (blue tit) is the source of this 3809-nucleotide messenger RNA. NCBI's taxonomy places the organism in Eukaryota, Metazoa, Chordata, Aves, Passeriformes, Paridae. The record is from RefSeq and is a predicted model, not a curated record.